AUGGCUUACCCAAUCGACACUGCAAGUCUCGAUUUAAUUGCAAAACUACAACUGGAGGAUGCAGAGAGCUUGCUCAAAGGAAAACAUGCUGCUGGCACCCAGCCAGAUGCUGAAUAUGCAGCUCAAUUGCUCAGGGACGAGCUCGAGCAGAUCCGCAUCUCCAUUGCUGACAAUGCCAUGUGCCGCAGCAUUGCUGCAGCAGUGCUGGCGGAUAGCGACGCGAUUCAAUCCAGCCUCGGCGAAGAACAGCAGGCGACUCGCGACAGAGAGUAUGCGACACACCUGGACUCGAUGAAUCUUGAUUCGGACGAUGUUGACUUGGCGAACAUUUUGCCGCACAAAUACUCAUCGGAGCCGCAUAUUGACGACGAAAUGAUUGGGAAACUCGCGAUCUUGUUCGUUGAUGAUGGCGAGUUACCCGGCCAUGCUUCGUAUGCUGUCCGCGGCGAAUCAUCGGCACAGGGGGCAAGGGCAGGGAGAUACGAUACGCGACACUGUGUCAGCUGCGAGGAAGACGUGUCGUACAUUGACUCGAUCGAGAUAUGGACCGAGAACUGGAUGAUGCGGAACGAGCAGUUCGAAUGGGACAAGAGCAGCAGAACUUGCGAGACAACCACGAAUGUCGACAUGAGACUUGGAGAGUGGAGUCGGGCGCCUUUCAGUGCGAGGAAUGCCUAG
This is a messenger RNA of Beauveria bassiana ARSEF 2860, 678 nucleotides long. RefSeq names its product IBR finger domain protein. Bases 1 to 678 code for a protein of 225 amino acids. The transcript is spliced from 2 exons. The record is from RefSeq and is a predicted model, not a curated record. Lineage: Eukaryota; Fungi; Ascomycota; Sordariomycetes; Hypocreales; Cordycipitaceae.